This is a messenger RNA of Loxodonta africana (African savanna elephant), 1433 nucleotides long. RefSeq names its product HLA class I histocompatibility antigen, A alpha chain-like. Gene Ontology annotation, molecular function: peptide antigen binding; signaling receptor binding. Gene Ontology annotation, cellular component: external side of plasma membrane. NCBI's taxonomy places the organism in Eukaryota, Metazoa, Chordata, Mammalia, Proboscidea, Elephantidae. Bases 68 to 1111 code for a protein of 347 amino acids. The record is from RefSeq and is a predicted model, not a curated record. Gene Ontology annotation, biological process: antigen processing and presentation of endogenous peptide antigen via MHC class I via ER pathway, TAP-independent; immune response; antigen processing and presentation of endogenous peptide antigen via MHC class Ib. The transcript is spliced from 7 exons.
UUAGGGAUUAUAAGGUCCCCAGGGGCGCACUGGAAAUCAGUUUUCGGAACCUCUACUGACAUUGGUGAUGGCUUCCCAGGUCCUUCUCUUCUUGCUUUCCGGGUCCCUGGCCCUGACCCAGACCCAGGCGGGCUCCCACUCCCUGAGCCAUUUCUUCACCGCCGUGUCCCGGCCCGGCGGCGGGGAGCCCCGCGUCAUCGCCGUCGGCUACGUGGACGACACGCAAUUGGGACGCUUUGACAGCGACGCCGCAAAUCCCAGAGCGGAGCCGCGGACGUGGUGGAUGGAGCAGGAGGAGCAGGAGCACUUGGAAGAGCUGACCCGCAGAGCCAAGGGCGUCGCACAGAAUUUGCGAGUGCACCUGUGGACCCUGCGCGGCUACUACAACCAGAGCGCCUCCGGUUCUCACACCAUCCAGUGGCUGUCUGCCUGUGACCUAAGGUCGGACGGGCGCUUCCUCCGCGGGUACCGUCAGAUGGCCUACGAUGGCACCGAUUACAUUGCCCUGAACGAGGACCUGCGCUCCUGGACGGCGGCGGACGCCGCGGCUCAGAUCACCCAGCGGGAGUGGGAGGAGGCCGGUAGGGCGGAGCGAGUCAGAGCCUUCCUGGAGGGGGACUGUGUGGAGUGGCUGUACAGAUACCUGGAGAAAGGGAAGGAGACGCUGCUGCGAGCAGAUCCCCCAAAGGCAUAUGUGACCCACCACCCCAUCUCUGAUCACGAGGUCACGCUGAGGUGCUGGGCCCUGGGCUUCUACCCUGUGGAGAUCACACUGACCUGGCAGCGAGAUGGAGAGGACCAGACCCAGGACACAGAGCUUGUGGAGACCAGGCCUGCGGGGGACGGGACCUUCCAGAAGUGGGCUGCCCUGGUAGUACCCUCUGGAGAGGAGCAGAGAUACGUGUGCCGUGUGCAGCACGAGGGGCUGUCUGAGCCCCUCACCCUGAGAUGGGAAGUGCCUCCUCAGCCCACCACUUCCAUCCUGGGAAUUGUUGCUGGCCUGGUUCUCCUAGGAGCUGUGGUCACUGGCGUUGUAAUCUGGAUAAAGAAGAGCUCAGGUGGUAACAGUGCCCAGGGCUCUGAUGUGUCUUUCACAGAUUCUAAAGCGUGAGACUCCUGCCUUGCGUGGGACUGAGUGAUACAAGAUUUGUUCACAUCUCACUUUGUGACUUCAACAAACCCUGACUUAUCUUCCUGCAACUGGUGUCUGAAUAUAUCUGUGUUCCUAUCAGCGUAAUGUGAGGAUGCGGGGAGACUAGCCCACCCCUGCUCAGUAGGACUCCCUCCCCAUACUGACUUGUGUCCUUUCCCUGAUCAGCAUUCCUGUUCCAGCAAAGGCAGGGCUAGAACUUCUCCAUCCCUAUCAUAACUUUGUGUUGCUCUGAGCUGAGCAGCUUCUCACUUCCCUAUUAAAAUUAGAAUCUGGAUAUGAA